AUGAGAGCUGUUAAACCAGAUACCAUUUUCGAAUCAAUAAUGAACGAUGACAUAGUGGCAUUUACAUCAUUCACAGAAAGAGAAGAUUUUGAUAAAAAUGAUGUUCUUGUUUCUCCUUUCAUAAUUAAGGGAAUACGAUACUCAUUACUUGAAGUUUGUUGUUAUUAUGGUGCGACAAAAUGUUUUUCUUUCUUAAGAGAAAAAUUUGAUUCAGAAAUAACAAAAAGAUGCCUCCUAUUUUCAAUUCUUAGUGGAAAUCAUAGUCUUGUAAAAGAAUGUCUAAAAGUUGUUGAACCAGAUGAUGAAUGCAUGCGGUAUGCAAUAUUAUCACAUAAUAUUGCUUUUGUUACAUUUUUGAUGAUAGAAUACAAAUUAACCAUAAAUUUAUUUUAUUGUGGUUGUUAUCAUAAUCUUCAAGCAUUCUUUGUUUAUUUGGAUCAAACAAAUGAUAUCAAGGAAUGCUUUCUUUAUUCACCAUUUUUCAAUAUUCCAUCCCUUUGCCAAUAUUUCCUUGAUCAUGGUGCAAGUAUUAAUGAUAGAGACAAUGCACUUAAUAAAACAGCUCUUCAUGUUGCGGCCUGUGUAAAUGCAGUAGAAACAGCAAAAUUCCUUAUUGCAAAUGGUGCGAUUGUCAAUAUAAAAGAUAAUAAUGGAAUGACGCCUCUACAAUUUGCAGCAAGGCAUAAUUCUAAAGAAAUGAUUGAGCUUUUGAUAGCGAACGGAGCAAUCAUAUCUGAUCGAAAUAAUGAAAAUAAAUCUGCUCUUUAUUUGUCAACAGAGAAUGAUGCUGGCGAUGCUGCAGAAGCCCUUAUAUUACAUGGCGCAAAUGUUAAUGAUUCAUAUAAUUAUGGAGAAACGGUUCUUCAUGUUGCAGCAGAUUUAAAUAAAUGGAAUAUAGUAUCUGUUUUGGUUUCUCAUGGUGCAAUCAUUAACGCUAAAGAGUAUAAAAAUGAAUCAACUGCACUUCAUAAAGCUGCAAUGAAAGGUAAUACUUAUAUUGUGAAAAUUCUUCUUUCACAUGGUGCUGAUGUUAAUUCAAAAGAUUCUUAUCGGAAAACAGCACUUGAUUAUGCAAAAGAAAACGGCAAUGAGAAAAUUGAAAAACUUUUAAUAUCGCACGGCGCAAUCCCCAAUUCAAUGGAUAAUUAA
This is a messenger RNA of Trichomonas vaginalis G3, 1149 nucleotides long. RefSeq names its product spectrin binding. The transcript has a single exon. The coding region runs from base 1 to 1149 and encodes 382 amino acids. Lineage: Eukaryota; Parabasalia; Trichomonadida; Trichomonadidae. The record is from RefSeq and is a predicted model, not a curated record. Gene Ontology annotation, molecular function: protein binding.